Molecule: messenger RNA, 544 nt
Organism: Rubroshorea leprosula
Lineage: Eukaryota; Viridiplantae; Streptophyta; Magnoliopsida; Malvales; Dipterocarpaceae
Source: the annotation of a GenBank genome assembly
CCUCUCCACUCUCUCCUUUCACCGACGGCAAUGAGGCCACUCAAACCUCUCCUUGAUAGCAGGUUUUUUGUGCAAGGAGGAUUUUGGUUUUGCUUGGAUUUUGGGGUUUCGUUUGCUUUAGGCAGUUUUCCUGCAGAUUCAUCGAGUCUUGGCGGCGAGAAGGGGAACAUACACAGAGGGAUGAUGAUGGCGGUGACCGAGUUUUUGGCCAUGGAAGAUUUCGAUCUGAUGGUGGAAGCGGUGGGGGUCGAGGAAAAAGAGUGAUGUAUCUUAGCUUACCAAUUAGUUUUGCUUUGGACUGCGAGGCGACAUGGCUAUCUUGCCCUGUCAACGAUGGGUGAGGAGGAAGGGGUUUGGUUGGCUUCGGCAGGGGCUUGCGUUUCUCGGUGGGAUUGCUUGAAUCGGAUUUUUCGGUGAUUGGAUGGAAUUGAGAUUCUAAGGGGAUUAUACUUUCCUGAAAAAUCAGGAUUUGCUCCAUUUGAAUUUAAAUUGAAUUUCUGUUACUUCUCAUGCCAGAUGGCAUCAAUAACUGGGUAGGAAAUUU